CGCUGCCGCCGCCGCCGCCGCCGCCGCCGGGGCUGCUGCUCCGGCUGCUGCAGGAGGCGGCGCUGGCUGGCGGCUGCGCUCGCUCCAGUCGGCGAGCGGAGGAGCGAGCGAGCGUGUGUGUGUUUUUUAAAGAUGGCCGGAGCGGCGGCGGCGGUGGCCGCGGGAGCAGCAGCUGGAGCCGCCGCGGCAGCGGGGUCGGUGUCGGCUCCGGGUCGGGCCUCGGCGCCCCCUCCGCCUCCGCCCGUGUACUGUGUGUGCCGGCAGCCGUACGACGUGAACCGCUUCAUGAUCGAGUGCGAUGUCUGCAAGGACUGGUUCCACGGCAGCUGUGUUGGUGUAGAAGAACAUCAUGCUGUUGACAUUGACUUAUAUCACUGCCCCAACUGUGCACUUCUGCAUGGUUCUUCCUUGAUGAAAAAGAGGAGGAACUGGCACAGGCAUGACUACACGGAAGUGGAUGAUGGCUCCAAACCUGUGCAAGCCGGAACUAGGGCCUUUGUUAAAGAACUGCGUUCUCGAGUCUUCCCAAGUGCCGAUGAAAUCAUUGUAAAGAUGCAUGGCAGUCAGCUGACACAAAGAUACCUGGAGAAACAUGGAUUUGAUGUUCCUAUUAUGGUCCCUAGAUUAGAGGACCUUGGACUCAGGCUCCCUUCACCUGAUUUUUCAGUGAUGGAUGUGGAACGUUAUGUAGGUGGUGACAAAGUAAUAGAUGUCAUUGAUGUGGCAAGGCAGGCAGACAGCAAAAUGACACUUCACAAUUAUGUUAAAUACUUCAUGAAUCCUAACAGACCAAAAGUGUUAAAUGUGAUCAGCCUUGAAUUUUCAGAUACAAAGAUGUCUGAAUUGGUGGAGGUCCCUGAUAUAGCCAGAAAACUUUCCUGGGUGGAAAAUUACUGGCCAGAUGAUUCAGUCUUCCCUAAGCCCUUUGUCCAGAAAUACUGCUUAAUGGGAGUUCAAGAUAGCUAUACAGAUUUCCACAUUGACUUUGGUGGGACUUCUGUCUGGUACCAUGUCCUCUGGGGUGAGAAGAUUUUUUAUUUGAUAAAGCCAACUAAUGAAAAUUUGGCACUCUACGAAUCGUGGAGCUCAUCUGUGACCCAGAGUGAGGUGUUCUUUGGAGAUAAAGUAGAUAAAUGCUACAAAUGUGUGGUAAAACAGGGACAUACCUUAUUUGUUCCUACAGGGUGGAUUCAUGCUGUGCUCACUUCUCAGGAUUGUAUGGCUUUUGGGGGUAACUUUCUACACAAUCUCAACAUUGGCAUGCAGCUCAGGUGUUAUGAGAUGGAGAAAAGACUAAAAACACCAGAUCUUUUCAAAUUCCCUUUCUUUGAAGCCAUAUGCUGGUUUGUAGCCAAAAGUUUGCUGGAAACCCUGAAAGAACUGAAAGAAGAUGGGUUCCAGCCUCAAACCUACUUAGUACAGGGAGUGAAAGCACUGCAUACUGCUUUAAAAGUAUGGAUGAAAAAAGAACUUGUAUCUGAACAUGCCUUUGAAAUUCCAGACAAUGUUAGACCUGGACAUCUUAUUAAGGAACUUUCUAAAGUAAUUCGAGCAAUAGAGGAAGAAAAUGGCAAACCAAUUAAAUCUCAGGGAAUUCCUACUGUGUGUCCAGUUUCACGGCCUUCAAAUGAAGCAUCUUCACCAUAUCAUUCCCGGCGAAAGAUGAGGAAACUUCGAGAUCAUCAUGUCAGAACUCCUUCUAACCUAGAUAUCCUUGAGCUCCAUACAAGGGAAGUCCUCAGAAGAUUAGAGAUGUGUCCGUGGGAGGAGGACAUACUGAAUGGAAAAUUCAACAAACAUCUCCAGCCAUCUUCUACAGUACCUGAAUGGAGAGCAAAAGAGAAUGAUCUACGAUUACUGCUUACAAAUGGAAGAAUAAUUAAAGAUGAGAGACAGCUGUUUGCAGAUCGGAGUCUUUAUACAGCAGAUAGUGAAAAUGAAGAAGACAAGAAACCAACAAAGAAGGCAAACGUAAAGACAGAGAGCUCAGGAAGAGAGGGGGCAGAAAGUGAAGGAUCUCCAAAACCACUAAACAGAAGUUUUACAAGUGUGAAAUCAGAACUCAGGAAUAGAACAUCAGAAUAUUCUGAUGUUUCUGAUUCAGAAGACUCUGGACCUGAUUGCACUGCACUGAAAAUUAAUUUUGCCACUGAAGAUUCUGAAAGUUCAGGUGAUGAAAAGAAACAUGAAAUAACAUCAAACUUUAAGGAGGAAUCCAAUAUAGUGAGGAACCUCCUUCAAAAGGGCCAGAAGCCAUCUAGAAAUGAAAUUCCAUUUAAAAGGGAAUGUCCUACCUCGACGAGCACAGAGGAAGAAGCUAUUCAGGGCAUGCUGUCUAUGGCAGGGUUGCACUACUCCACGUGUUUACAGAGGCAGAUACAAAGCACAGACUGCAGCGGUGAGAAGAACUCUCUCCAGGAUCCCAGCAGCUGCCACAGCAGUAACCCUGAGCUUAGGCAGUUGUAUCGCUGUGAUAAACCGGUGGAAUUUGGAUACCAUGACAAGACUGCAGAUCAAGAUUUGAGGACUUCUUCCUGGACUAAACAGUUUGAUAGGACUUCCAGAUUUAAUCCUCAGGACUUAAGUAGAAGCCAGAAAUACAUCAAAAAGGAAAUCUCUUCAGAAAUCAGUCAGAAGGCACAAAGCAGGCAUUGUGUGGACAGCAGUAACUCAAGCAUUCAAAAUGGAAAGUGCAUGCUGAAUCCCAGCUUGGUUUCAGGGCCAUGCCAAAUAGCUAAUGGCAGUCUAAGUCCAGAAAGGCCUAUUGGUGAAACUUCUUUUUCAGUGCCCCUUCACCCCACCAAGAGACCUGCAUCAAACCCACCACCUAUCAGCAACCAGGCAACAAAAGGUAAACGUCCAAAAAAAGGAAUGGCAACAGCCAAACAACGUCUUGGGAAAAUCCUUAAAUUGAACAGAAAUGGCCAUGCACGUUUCUUUGUGUGACAAAGCUGCUCUUGCAAAAGCCUUCCUUCUGGAGGCCAGUCUUGGGAUGUGGAAGCCUGGCGUUUCCACCGUCCACCGUCCCCUGCCUGGAGCAGCUUGUGUGUACAGUAAGAAUACUGCCUGAAGAACAGAAUGGACCUGAUGCUGCAUCUUCACUGUGCCACACCCACUCAGCAAUAACCCUUUGGACCUGGUCGGGAGAGGAAGAAGGAGGGUAGAACCUUAAAAAGAGGCCUUGAACUGGAAAGGGGUCUCUUGUCAGGGCUUGAAUUUAAGUUUGUUGUUGGUAGUGUCUUGAUUUAUUUGCAGUAGUAGGAUAAAGAAUUAUCAAUAAUUUAUUUAACAGAUUUUUUUUUUAAAGUUAACAGCUUUUAAAUUCUUUCUUUUUUAAAGCUAUUUAUUUGGAAGAUUUCUGGAGAAAUAUCUCACUAAUUUAGAUUUAAGAAUGUGAAGGUUUUUAAAUUAUUUUUGAUAGUGUGUGUGUUAUGUGUGGGAAGAGCCACAGUAACAGUAGCUAGUCUGGACUCUUAAAUUUGAUAUUCAGGUUAAAGUCUUAAACAGGGAUUUGAUGCAUUAAUUAUUUUAAAUUAAGAUGUAUAUGAAAUCAUUUUAUUUUAUAUAUUUCAUGUGUUUUUUAUAAGCUAUUAGCUUCGCUUUUGCUAACAUCCAAGGUGCAUACUGUUAUCCAGGUUGAUUCCCUUACAAUCCCCACCUUCCCACUGCACCCUCCCCCGCAACAUAUUGAGAUGACCCAAGACUCUUCUCUUUGCAGGGAAACACCUUCAUAGCCAAUGUUUAAGAACCACAUAAAAGAGUCCUCAUUUCUCGUUUCUUUUGACAUUGUGGUUUUCUUCUACAUGUAAAAAAACAGGCUUGUUUCAUUUUCAUUUCUCCUGAUGAUAUCUGGGUCCCAAAGAGAACAGCUUUAAUAUCUUUUUCCUAUGGGGAAAGUAUAUAAGUUUGGUUAAAAUGUCAUGUUCGUAGUUUUUCCAAAAACCUUUAUAAUUACAGAGGGCCUUCUUCAUACUGCUGGUGUUGGAAGAGCCAACAUCUAACACAGGUUAUAUCUUCCCAUGCUUUUAUUAACUAGACAUAAUUUUUUAGAAAUACAAUUUGAUUUAGGAUGUUCAAAUCUGCAUAAAAGCCGUAAUACAAUAAGAUUAUACUAUAUUAAGUUGUAUAGAAGCAAGCAUGUUGGAAUGGGGUGUGUGUGUAUGUGCGUUUUACUUUUUAAUUUUCUGAAGAAUUAUUUCAAUACAGAUUUGGAGUAAAAUGGGUGCUUUUUGCAGUUUCUUCCAUCUGUCUUGGCUAGUAGCAUAUGGAGGUUUAAGUGUUUGGUUGAAUUUUAGUUAAAAUAUUCAUUUAUCUCUUUUAUGUACAACUUUUACUAAGUGCAAGUUCUCAGUUGCUUGUAAUAGUUUUUAGUUUCCCUAUUUUCCCUCAUGGCAUAAAAAUAAAUUAAUACUGGGGGUCUGAUAGUAUCGUAUUUUACAAAUUCCUAAAAGACAAUAUAGGCAAAUAAUGUGAGAUUUAUUUUUAUGGAGAAGUAUGGCUGUAUAAUGGAUUUGUCUUUUUCACUCAGCAAGGUAGCUAGACGUUUCCUUCUGCACUAAGCAUUAAGUUGUAAGGAAAGAAUUAUGUACCAUUAUCUUUCAUAGUUGCAUUCAAAGCAUAUAUUUCCAAAGAGAAAUAUUUCUUACUCUGUCUUUUACAAUAUUUCAUGGGAUAAAGAAGUUAUGAGUUGAUCUUUUUGUUCCAGAUUGUCUGGACAAAAGUUUCGCUCUUAUUUUGGGUGUCAGGUAGAAGGAUUUUUACGAAAUUGUUAGUAUCUGUAGGAGCCUCCCUAGCCCCUGCCUGCACUAUGCCAUAACUAGUAGAGAGGAGAAUGCAGUCCAGCUGAGGUUGUUCUCAAGAUACCAAACUCUGGAUUGACUGGUCCCUUGCCUUCUCACAGUAUAUCACUGUAAUGUCUUCGUUUUCUGUUUUAUUGUUAGGGCACACAUUUUUUAUUUGGGGUAAGAAAUAAAAAGGAUGAUUUCUUUUUCCAGUUAUAAUGGGUUGGAAUUUUUUUUACAACUCUUAAGUAUUUUAACUAUUUUUUGAUCAUAAAAAUUAAAACAAUUUAUUUUUAUGAAUUAAAAUUGUGGCCAGUAUCCACCCUGUGAAUUUAGGCUAAUAAAACACUAAUUUUGAGUUGCCACUAUUUCAAAUUUUUAAAUAACAGUACUGUGAAUUCAUUUUUGAUCAUUUAAAACCCAUAACUGAAUAAAUUACAAAACUUUUAGCAAAUCUCUAAUAAAGAAUCCAUAUAUCUUUUUCUGAGUUGAAAAAUUUCAGCCACACAGCCAGUGACUUUUCUAGUGAAACCUCUUCUAUAGUUCCCCAACUGUGAUGUGUCCUUUUAUCUCAUAGAAAUGGCAGGACUUUGAAGUGUGAUUACUGCUGGGAUCUGGGCUCUAUAGUAAUAGGUAGUCUCAUCUAUGAGCAGUAUAUCACAGCUUACGUAAGAAGACAGCAGUGAUAGCAUUUAGUUACUUAUAAGUGUGUAAAAUUGAGAACUAAUGAUCUAACAUGUGCAGCUUUAAUAGCAGUAGUGAUCCUGUUUUAAUUCAACUAAGUGACCCUUAACCUGGAAUCUACUGUACUGUAAUUCACAAUAUUAUAUAAUAUUAUGCUCUCCAAUACUGGUAAAUGAUUAAGAAUACAAAACUGGCAGCUUAGUAGUUCAGGAUCUUUGGAAUACAUUGAAAUUCAUAAAUAUAGUUCAUUUUUGAAGCACAUAAAAUUGAACCAUCUACUGAAACCACAAACUCAGAGGAGAUAAGUUCAUCUAUAUGGCUAGUCAAAUACUUAGCUUAAUACUUAAAUACUAGUUAAAUACUAUUCUCUGUGUUACUAAUCCUAGUUAAUUCCUUUUUAAAUGUAUUUAUUCAAAUGAGAUCAGUAGGUAUUUAUGAGACUUCUACUGUGUGCCCAGACCUAGUUAGCACUGUAGAGGAAUCAGUUUCAGUUUUUGUCUGCCUGUAAAGGUGUGUCUUCUCCAGCAUGUUAGCAGCAGUUUUCACUUCUAAGCAGACCUAAGCAGAAGAUGACCCAUUUGUAAGGAGAACAGAGCAAAACAGUUUAACUUCAUUAGUUUCAACUGAGAUGUUCCACUGUAGAAGUGGAAGUGUUUUUAAAAAAUGGUCUCUGUUCUUUAACAUUUAAGAGAAAUUGAACAAGUUAGUCAUAUAAGGGUAUGGUAGAGCUUGGAAGGAAUCAAAAGACCUGCAUUUUGGUUUGUAUUCUGCCAUUUAUUUCAACUGAGCAACCCUGAAUUUUAUUUCUAAGUCCUAGUUUUCUUAUUUGUAAGUUUGGAUAAAAAUGCUUAAUGAUAUUCAGUGAAGACCAACAUUCUUCAGCUAUUACAUCAGUUUGUUAAUGAGUUACAACUGCUGAUGGGUGCAUCUUUAGAGAAAUCUGUAAAUGAAAACUGCUUCUGUUCAUUAUAUUUACUUGAUAUCUAAUAUAUGCCCAGAGCAUGCUACCUAAAAACCUGAAAAAUUCCUAACAAGGUGCUGAAUUAGAAUCAGAUUUUACGCUUGAAGUGAGCGCUUUCAUCAAAGUCAGUGAUGAUUACCUAGCACAACAGAAAAGCUAGCUUUAGGGUUUUCUCAAAGAGGAAUUAGUACGGUACUGUUCUCCAGAUUUGGCAAACCCUUCAGGUACAAAUGAUAAAAAAGGUGAUGAAUUUAAAAUGAGUUAGCAGCUACCCAUGGGACUAGGGAAAACAUAAGGUGACUAGGAAAAAGAACUCUUCCAAGACAACUCUGGGUUAGGUACUAAUAGCCUAGAGAGUAGUGUAGAAAGGUGGCUCUGCUGGAUGUGUUCAACAACAAUGAGUGUUGGCUUGCUUCAGAAGAUGCUCUGCAAUGGUGAGACACUUCCCAAGAGCUGGUAGGAAUCAUGGCCUAGUAUACUGCUGUUAGAAAGAAGGAUCAUAGCAAGUGCGCAUUUUCAGUUUUCACAUGGAGAAAUAAGAAAUGCAAAUCUGUCUCAAAAAUUCUCGUUUCCCAUUAUGUAUUAUACUAAUUGCUUCCUAUGUAAGAGAGAAGGUCUUGCCUUUCAUAUGUAAAAGGCCCUGGGUUUUAUCCCUAGCACCACAAAGAGAACAAGAGUAGCUACAGCCUUCAGACUGUUACUGGUACCCUAGACUUUUAUUUAAUGCAAUCUCAAAAAAUUAAGCAUUGCCGGGCGGUGGUGGCGCACGCCUUUAAUCCCAGCACUAGGGAGGCAGAGGCAGGCGGAUCUCUGUGAGUUCGAGGCCAGCCUGGUCUACAAGAGCUAGUUCCUGGACAGGCUCCAAAGCUACAGAGAAACCCUGUCUCGAAAAACCAAAAAAAAAAAAAAGCAUAGUAUCUUUUGUCUAGGGAAAGCUAGUCAUUAAUGGUGACCAAUAUAACUGAGAUAGGACAGAGAUUUGCCUACGGACACACAGUGGCUUUGGGAUUUCUGAUACUUUACACAGACCCUAGUUUUUUGGUUGUUUUGUAGCAGCUGUCCAUAUGUGUUCUUGGAGCUAGACAGAAACAAUAAUUAGUAUACUCCCUAAAUUGCUGUUCAGCAUAAUUGACCUUCAUUCUGUAGCCUUAUUGCUAACCCUUCCCUUAUUUUGCUUUCAUGCCAUAAGUGAAACAAAUAUUUGAUACCCUUUAUAUAAACAUUUUUAAAAGAUUUUUAAACAGCAAAUGUGUAUUUCCAAAGCAGCUGGCAUAUCUUCACUACCACGGUUUUAUUCUUCUGUAGUAAGUCCCCCUCUUUACUGGGGAGAAGCAAACAACACUCACAGGAGAAGGAAGCCCUUAGAUUCCCCCGUCACCCUUGGUGCCCUUCUAGUUUCUUAAGGCUUUGUCUUAACUGUGACAUUAGACUUUUUGUUUAAAGAUUUAUCCAAUGAUUCUUCCAACAACUUUACCUGCUCUGCACUAUUCAUUAAUGAAACCCUGGCUACCACGUAGCCCUUGACCUCCAAGUAGUUUACCUAUGCAAGAUACUCUAGAUUCACUUUUUUUUUCAUUACAGAAAGCAGUCAUAAGUGUAACUUAAUCAGAAUAGGUUUGUCUUCAAUAGUAUUUUUUUGUUUCUAUUCACAAUAAUCAGCUAUUUUCCCUCCAUAUUUUUUACCAAAACAAUUAUCAUAAGUGCUAGAAAAUACACUAUUUUGCAGGAAUAAAAUAACCAAGACAUAUGCUUAUAUUUCUUUGGAUUUUGUUUGAUAAGAAAUGCCAGCAUUAACUGUAGAGUUGAUUCCUUGCCUAUAAUUUUUUUUCCUCUUAAGAUUCAUAAGUAACAUUUUCACAAAGCAUGCAUAUACUUACACAAUAUAGUCAGGGACCUGAGGUGUAACUUGCUAAGUGAACCCCAAGGUUAUUUUAUCUUGCAAAAGAAUCCUAAACCAAACUAAGGGCCUUACAGUUUAUGGUUAGACUGAAUCAAAUGCUGUAACCUCAGUUUUUCCACAAACAGCUCUUGACUGCACAGGCGAGUCAUGCAGUUGUUAAUUAUGACAUAGCACUGAUAGGAAAUGCAUGUGCAUCUUUGCAGACUGUAUUUCCUCUGGGAAAGACUUUUCUACUUUUAAUAUAAUUAAGCCAUAACAGUUUCACGCUGUGGAAAGGAUGAAAAGGUUCAUUUUAAGAGAUUAUAUAGUAUGAACUUUCACAUUUAUUGUGAAGCAUCUAACUUUACCAGUGUUUCAGCAAGUUUUCUUUUAGGGUGUUGGAGGGUGGCAAUGGGGAGGGGUAGUAUUGGUUUUAGGGGUUUUAACUCUGUGAAAUUUGAAAACAGGACAAUUGUUGGCUAUGGUACUUACUAGUUUUGUAGUAAUGUUUUGCUAGCCUGACUUUCCUUAUUGGUUUUUAUGUCCAUGGUCCCUGGUGACUGUUAGUCUUCUUGUUUGGGCUGUGUGCAGAGUAGUGUCUCGUUUAUGUGUAGGCAGUCAGUGUGUGCGUGUGUCCUUUGGCUACAGAAACACACUGUGUGGCAAUGGAAUGGGGUGUGGCUGGGAGUGGGAUGCCGAAGCUUUAAGAGCAUUUGUUUUUAUUCAGAACAGUAUUUCCCAUCUUUUGCCUGCAGGCAGGGAAAGUGUACAGUAUUUAUUUUGUUUCUGUUUUACUCUGAAUUUGUAAGUCUUUAAGUAGCUUAUAUUAUUAUUAUAGGGGAAGACAAGUGACUUGCUUAAAGUUGUACUUAGAAUUCUUACUUCCUAAUUUGUGUAUUUUUAAAUAUUGAAAUUAAAAUUGUAUUACUUCUGUUUUGAUUUUUUUUUAGCACUCAGUAUAUUUUUUGCUCAUUUUGUUUAAAAGUAUAAAUGUUGAAAGUUGUAUAAAAUGUGUCUCUGAAAGAAAAAAUCUGAAUUCUAUAUCCAA
This is a messenger RNA of Alexandromys fortis (reed vole), 9353 nucleotides long. RefSeq names its product lysine demethylase 7A (gene Kdm7a). Gene Ontology annotation, molecular function: transcription coregulator activity; histone demethylase activity. The transcript has 20 exons. NCBI's taxonomy places the organism in Eukaryota, Metazoa, Chordata, Mammalia, Rodentia, Cricetidae. The record is from RefSeq and is a predicted model, not a curated record. Gene Ontology annotation, biological process: regulation of transcription by RNA polymerase II; protein demethylation. Bases 133 to 2946 code for a protein of 937 amino acids.